CUACCAACAUUCGAAAAAUAAUUCUAUGGUCCCGCCGCUACGCAAAAUUGUGCUUCGUUUGAUAAAAAACAAUUAUUUUAUGAAUUUUAUUUAAUAAACACUACAAAUAUGACCGAAAUAGGUGGAUACAGUUACAAAAGAUAUGAGAAAUCGUUAGGUUUAUUGACUACAAGAUUUGUAUCACUCUUGCAAAAAGCGAAGGACGGUGUUUUGGACCUGAAAGUUGCUACAGAAUUAUUAGCUGUUCGUCAGAAACGAAGAAUCUAUGAUAUUACUAACGUUUUGGAAGGUAUUGGUCUCAUAGAAAAGCGAAGUAAAAAUAGUAUACAGUGGAUAGGAGCGUCUCCUGAUGGCACUUCAAGUGAAUUUUGUGCAAAAGUAAGCACAUUGAGAAAUCAAGUUCAUCGCUUAGAAGAGCAUGAAAAUUUAUUAGAUAAGCAAAUGCAUUACAUAGAGCAAAGCAUUAAAAAUGUACUUGACGAUAAAGACAAUAAGGCACUCUCAUAUGUUACCGAGAGAGAUAUCAAGAACUGUUUUGACCAUGAACAAGUACUAGUGUUGGAAUGUCAGCUUGGUACCAAGCUGGCCUUUGGUUGUGUCCCGUUUGAGGAUGAAAAACACUGUGUCCUUCAUUUAAAGUCCCAUGAUCCAGUGGGAGUCAUCCUUUUAUGUGACGCUGACAAGGAAAAGGAUAUGGAUGAGGACAGUACUGACGAAGAAGUUGAGAAUUAUACAGAAGGGUCAAGCAAUAUUACAAAUAAUUCAAAUUAUCUUUUAAGAUUAAGUCCACCGAUAACAAAGCACGAUUUUUCGUUUUCAUUGCGUGGAUCAGAGGGUUUGUGCGAUUUAUUUGACAUACCUUGUUAACUAUCAAUUUUACAGUAUUUUGUGACAAUCUUCUUUUAAAGAAUGUUUUUACAUAUUAUUUUGUGAUCAUGUUGACUUUGUAAAUAAAUCAUGUAAAUAUGAAACAAUCAAAAGUAUACACUAUCAAGAAAGUUUAUUGUGAAUAAAAGAAAUAUUUCUUGUA
Messenger RNA from Colias croceus (clouded yellow), 1030 nucleotides. RefSeq names its product transcription factor E2F4-like. Gene Ontology annotation, molecular function: RNA polymerase II cis-regulatory region sequence-specific DNA binding; DNA-binding transcription factor activity, RNA polymerase II-specific; protein dimerization activity. Gene Ontology annotation, cellular component: RNA polymerase II transcription regulator complex. The transcript is spliced from 7 exons. Bases 109 to 867 code for a protein of 252 amino acids. The record is from RefSeq and is a predicted model, not a curated record. NCBI's taxonomy places the organism in Eukaryota, Metazoa, Arthropoda, Insecta, Lepidoptera, Pieridae. Gene Ontology annotation, biological process: regulation of transcription by RNA polymerase II.